This is a messenger RNA of Lasiodiplodia theobromae, 1377 nucleotides long. RefSeq names its product Zinc finger protein 32. Lineage: Eukaryota; Fungi; Ascomycota; Dothideomycetes; Botryosphaeriales; Botryosphaeriaceae. The transcript has a single exon. The coding region runs from base 1 to 1377 and encodes 458 amino acids. The record is from RefSeq and is a predicted model, not a curated record.
AUGGCCGGAGUAGAUCCAGCAGAGGCGUUUGAGGAACGCUCUCGCGAACGCGAUAUGAUCCCCCUGGUAACACCCUACAGACAGUUCACUUAUGGGAAGAUCGCUGCCGAAUGGGAACAUUUGAAUUUGCCUACAGACAUCCGGAGGCGGGAGAUCAUGCAGAUGAGAACCAAGUUUCCGAAUAUUACUGCUGCGGGAGUGGGAUCUGAGGAAAAGGCAAUCUUAUGGGAAGAUGCAUACUCCACGGAGGACCUUGAUCCUCGUCGGGAGAAGAGCAAGUCAAGAGCACUAAUUCCUAGCAUCGACCCCAUCCUCCCGAUCUAUCUGGCUGGUGACGAGGCCAUUCGAAUCCACAUCCCCGUCAACAUGGCUUCCACGGCCUUCUACCUCAAUCUGCUCAAAGGCACAUUCCCUCCCAUCGUCCUCAAAAUCACCCACAUGAUCUACAACACCAGCCUGGAAGAUACCGAAGCACGCCGUGAACUCAUAAAAAGGCUUGAUCACAUCUAUUUGAUUAGACGCCAAUUACCUCGCUUCCAGAAGCAGCAGUUCACACAUUCCAUGAAGCCUUCUUCGUUUGACGAUUUCAAGCGACAAUGCCAGUCUGGAAUUGCAUCAGCGCGAGGCUGUAGCAAUAUUCCUCUCGACAAGCUUUGGGCUUUCAAGGGAUUUGGAAAUUUGCGACACGCCGGCACGAUGACUGAUGAUUCCAUCCCAUCUCGACUUCCACAGCUGAAAGAGGUCAAAAGGAUUCUGCUUGAGCUUGAGCACAUCACUGGACAGAAGCUUCACCGAAUUUCAGGCGUGCCAUAUCCCUUCCAAGGAGGACCUGAGCCGAGGGUAUGGUCCUGGGGUAUCCUUUACCGGUUCCUCGGCCCCAGGUUGCGUGUUCUCAGAUGGGCGUGCAACAAGCGCUGGGUAACAGACCUGACGGUGCCGAUCUUGAUCGUUGUGCUCUGCUACCAAGUCCUUGAGCGCCAGAGGAAGAUGUCGGAGAUGCAGUGGCCUGAAUGUCAAGAAUUCUUGAGGCUGCCGAUCUCACUUUAUCAGAUGCAUCCCUUGUCAGUCUCUAUCGGAAAAGCUGAUCAUUCGCGUGGUAUGGUCAGUGGAUUCAAGAGCGGGAGCAAGUUGUCGCUCGAGGACUUCGAUCCGGUAGAGUGUAACUUGUUGUUCGAGACUUGGUCGUCCAACUGUGCCAAAUCGAACUUUGGUGCGGAUGUGGAUUGCAUCAUCAAGCAUUUCACGGAGACAUUGCGGAAGGAAGCACUGCCGUACUGGCCGGCUGAUCUUGCGCCUCUUCCUCCCGAUGGAACAAUUCCUCAGAUGCAGCCUCCAGUCGUCCAAAGUACUAAGCAGAAAGACCACUUCAGCAAGUAA